GGCGGCUCUUUAUGCCUUCGCGCACACACUUUUGGGUAAAAUGAGUGUGAACCUCUGAUGUUUGAGAUGUAGUCGAAAGAAAAAGUUUCGUGUAGGCGUCAGUUUGUCUUAGUUUAACAUACGCGUCUUAAUUUAAGUUACUUGUGAACGAGCAGUAAACAAUGUAAGACCAUGGUAGUCCUGAGAGAAGGCUUGUGUCCUGGACUGGAUGAGGAUUUAGUGCGGGACCUGCGUGCUGCUGACAUUAAAACAGUGGAGGACCUGGUCUCGUCCGACAUUGAGGACCUUGCUCAGAAAUGUUCUGUGUCAUAUAAGGCUCUGUUUGCCAUCCGCCGAGUGCUGCUGGCCCAACACACAGCUUUCCCUGUGUCGGGCGCUGAUCUGUAUGAGGAACUAUUGAGCUCAACAGCCAUCCUCUCCACUGGAAAUCCCAGCUUAGAUAAACUGCUGGAUUCAGGCUUGUAUACUGGAGAGAUAACAGAGCUGUCUGGAGGCCCAGGAAGUGGCAAAUCUCAGGUGUGUUUUGGUGUCGCGGUGCACAUUUCGUACCAUCUGAAACAGAGUGUGAUUUACAUUGACACGACAGGAGGGCUGACCGCCAGCCGGCUGCUUCAGAUGCUGCGAGCUGAAACAAGUAACACAGAGGAGCAGAUGGAAGCUCUGCAGAGGAUCCACAUCUUUCGUCUGUUUGACAUCUACUCCUUACUCGACUGCCUGUACAGUCUUUGCGGUGGCGGGCUUCAGCAGGCAUCUGUUGGCGGUGGCUCUGCCAAGGCAGUGAUUGUGGACUCGGUGUCAGCUGUUAUCUCUCCUCUACUGGGAGGCAAACAAAAUGAAGGGAUGUCCUUGAUGAUACAAGUGGCAGGAGUUCUCAAGAUGAUGGCGAAGGACUUCAACGUUGCAGCUUUAGUAACAAACCAUGUAACGAGAGGUGGCAGCGGGGAGGUGCAGCCAGGCCUUGGUGUAUCGUGGAGUCACAUCCCCAGAACCAGAGUCCUGCUGGAGCGAGUGGAGAAGGCCGUGGCUGUCGGCCGCCCCAGUUUGCGCUCUGCAACACUGAUCAAGUCUUCUAGACAGCCUUGUCACAUCAAAGAAGAGUUUGACUUGCAGUGGUGGAGUCGCUCUAAAGAAGGACCCUCAGGAAAGAGAAAACUGGAUGAGACCGAUUCCUGACGAGAGCCAGCUAUAAUCGUCUGCCAAAACGUCUGACCAAAGGGAGGUACGACGCGCCUCUUCCUGAUACAUUCCCAGAUCCAGCUGGGUGUGACUCUCUGGGCUUGGCUGUUCUCUUCAGGUUCCGCCAGAGUGUGUGUGGCUGAGGCGGUGUCGUAGUCCGGUACGAGGUCUCCGUCAUACGCCACAAAGUACCGCCUCAGCUUGUCAAAGUCCUGCACUGACACGGGCAGGAAAAGCUUCACCCCGGUGAAGAUGUCCAGCAGCGUCUACAAGGAGAACACAAAUGGUCAGUAGAAGAAGUACCCUCCACUUUAACUGUCCCCAAACACCUAUUGGAAACUUACAGGACGAUCACUUGUGUUUAUUAUUAUUUCUGAUAGAAGAUCUGAUUGCCUUUGGUGGGACAACUUUGUCUUUCAUGACACUAUUUAAAUGUCAGCUGCUGUCAUUAACCUGUAUUUUGGUUCAUUUUAUUAGACACUGUAGUGUCUGCUUCGCUGUCAUGUUACACACACACACAAAAAAAAAUUAGUUCUGCGGUGCAUUACUGAAAAAUAACUUUAUGUCAGCUGUAAAUAAUGACUGUAUAUACACUCACAAGUGAAUUUCAGGCUUCAUCUUGACACUUAGCGAAAAGGAGAAAAGAGCUAGCUCACGGACCACUGGCUAGAAUCGAGCAGUAGUGGCAGGCAGGUGAACCGCAGAGAUACGGGGAUUUCUCUGACUGCACAACACACUUGUCAAAAUUGUCACAGUGAAAAGGAAACACAAAAAGGUUGAUUUAAAUUUGGAAGCAGAGUCUUGUGCUGAUUAACAGUGAUCACGGGCUAAAAAAAAAAAAAUCUGACUGCGAAUCAUCACAAGCUGCAACUACUUAUAACAUUAAAUUAACCUUUUUCUGAUUAAUAAUUUUGUCUAUAAAAUGUUUUAA
This is a messenger RNA of Toxotes jaculatrix (banded archerfish), 2107 nucleotides long. It is a transcript of the gene rad51d, whose product is annotated as RAD51 paralog D. The record is from RefSeq and is a predicted model, not a curated record. Gene Ontology annotation, molecular function: ATP-dependent DNA damage sensor activity; single-stranded DNA binding; ATP binding. Gene Ontology annotation, cellular component: centrosome; Rad51B-Rad51C-Rad51D-XRCC2 complex; replication fork. The transcript has 12 exons. Gene Ontology annotation, biological process: DNA strand invasion; double-strand break repair via homologous recombination; telomere maintenance. Bases 172 to 1173 code for a protein of 333 amino acids. Lineage: Eukaryota; Metazoa; Chordata; Actinopteri; Toxotidae.